AUGGGCUCUAUAGCACUCGCCGAGGUUUGGGAUAAGACUCAAACAGCACCCACACAAAAUCUCGGGACUCUUCUCUCCCAAUCAGCCAGUCAACAUGCGAAUCGCACCGCACUGGUGUCUUUACACCAACAUUCUAGCGACAAGGAGGGAGGCACAUCACCAAUAAGCUGGACAUAUGCUCAACUCCACGAGGCAAGUCUCGGUCUAGCCCAUCAAUUGUCUGCAAACGGAGUAGCAUCUGGAAGUCGCAUUGGGACUAUUCUUUUCAACCAAAUAGAGUGGGCUCUUAUGUUUUGGGCUACGGCGCAUCUUGGAUGUCAAUUCAUUGGAAUUGAUUAUCGUGCAGUGAGCCACAAAGAUCACGCGCGAGAUCUCCUGGAGAGUGUUCUAUGCGAUGUGAUCGUAGCAUCGAGCAACAAAUUAGCUCUUGCAGUUGAUGAAGCUCUUGGCCAAAAAGCUCCUAUCAAAAACCGCUACGUCGUGGAGAGCUCCCAGACACCUGGAUGGAAAACCUUGGCAGAACUUUCUGAGAAUGCCACUGAAAAUGUGACCAAACCGAUGGUGUCUCCGAAUAAUCCUGAAGAAACAGCGGUUAUUUUCUUCACCAGUGGUACCACCGGCACGUCCAAAGCCUGUCCACACAGCGCAGUCACGCUUUAUUCGGUUGCUCGUGGUCUCAGCAAAGCUCAUGCUAUCACUCGUGACCACACUAUAUGUCAACAUCUACCUGGCUUCCAUAUUUUUAGUGUUGUCUAUAGCUUGACUGCUUGGCUACAGGGCGCCAGUCUCGUCUUCCCCAACCCUACUUUUGACGCGGAUUGCUCCAUUCGCGCCAUACAACAGAGCCGCAAUGUCGUUCUCCCUUGCGUGCCACUUAUGAUCCAGGCAAUUGCCAGAUCGCCCAUCCGACCGCCAAGGUUUGAGACUCUAGAAACGGUUACCAUAGGUGGAUCAACCGUCUUCCCGGAAUUGCUAGAGCUUUGCGCGUCUUUGGGGCCUAAGAGACUAGCAGCGGGAUAUGGUAUGAGCGAGAGUCUGGUGGUUACGACCCACAACCAGAAGACAGAAGACGCAUUGACAGGAGGGGAAGAUGUCUGCCUGGGAACUGCGGUAUCAGGAGCGUGUAUCCGUAUUUGCCAACCGGGUAGCCGUACGCUGCUCUCCCGAGGAGAGAUUGGCGAGGUGCACCUUGGAGGCCUGCCUGUUUUCGGGGGCUAUUUGGGACUGGAGCAUGAAUCAUGCUAUCGCAAGGAUGGGGCCAACUUUGUUGUGUCCGGGGAUCAGGGUUAUCUGGAUGAGCAGGGUCGAUUGUAUGUGCUGGGAAGAUACAAAGACCUCAUCAUCCGCGGAGGUGAGAACAUCUCGCCUUCCAGGAUUGAGCGGGUACUGUCACACGAAACAGGGAUCACAGCGCAAGUUGUAGGUGUGCCUGAUACUGUGGCUGGUGAGGCCAUAGUCGCGAUUAUCCGACGUGAUUCAGGCAUCGAGCUUCCCCAUGAUGAGCUGCGAAACAUUGUAUCCAAAAGCCUAGGACCUCAACUUUCCCCGUCCAUGAUAUUCGACUUGACGGGGGAUCUAGGCCACAAGAAUUUCCCCAUGACACCAUCAGGAAAACCCCAGAAAGCUACCCUCCGCCAAUGGACCCUGGAGCAUAUCAAGAAGACCAAUUCCUGUCAGUCCAAUCACGCGGAGAGUUCUAUUGAAUCUCAAUUGACUGAGAUUUGGUCUUCUCUCACUGGUCGCUCGGCGGCGAGCAUUUCGCCUGAUAUGUCGAUUCAUACGUUCACUGAUAGCAUGACGCUAAUCCAGUUCUGCUCGGCUGUUUUCGAGCGAUACCAGAAGAGUCUCACGGUCAAGGAUCUAGGCGAGUUCAAGACCGUGCGAUCACAAGCAAUGUUGUUGGAAGGGCGCCAGAAAAUGGAAACAGGAUCUGAUAAAACCCAAGAUAUGAACUCUGCGGCUCCACCACCAUGGCGGGAACUACCCGAAAACCGUCAGCAGGUUCUGAGAAUCAAACAAGCGGCAAUGGGGCGCUUGAAUUCCAUGGGGUUCGAUUGGGGCGAUGUAGAAGACGUUUAUCCAAAGAACGACAUCAUUGGCCCUAUGGCUCGAGGUGCUCGUCCUAACUCAUGGAACCACCGACACUCCGUGAUAGUUAGGAAUUGCGACCAAGCCCGUAUUACGGCGGCUUUGCACACUUGGGCUACCAAACACCCCUUGAUGCGGUCGAUCACGGUAUCGGACGAACAGAAUGACUUCUAUAUCAUAAUGCCAGCACGCCAAUCUUGGCUGUGCCAUCAGAUCUGUCACGGCGAGAGUAUUGAUAACGCCGAGGAUACGCUGACAUAUCGGUUCAAUGAGCCAGAGUGGGAUCAUGUGGCUCCGCCAGGCCCAUUCUUCAAAGUCACCAUCCUCCCCAUCAAUAACACCCCAGACAUCGGACUGAUCUUCCAUUGGCAUCAUGUCAUUUUCGAUGGGGUGAUUAUCAGACAAUGGUACCGCGAGCUGGGUCAGAUUGUCAAGUCACGACAACUCUCCACUGGGUUCCAUCCAUUCCAGCGGUAUUCGGUCGCACUGAAUCGCCGGAUGCGAAACGUCGCCGCGCAGCAUGCCAUCGACCAUCAUGUACAGGCUCUUCGAGGUAUUAGUGAAGCCCGUGACUACCUUUGGCCUCCUCAGCGGGUUCCUCUCUGGCUCAAGGGCGAUGACUCGGGGUGGAAGUAUCCCGACGGUCGCCUGGGAGAGCCUGGGCUUCGUACCCCACUAGAUGGAAAAUACGCGAUUGGUACAAUGGGCCUUGAAUAUGCAAUUUCUGUGCCCCAAAUUCUCGGACUGAGAGAGCGCUUCGAGAUUCCUCCUCCCAUCGUCGCCAAGGGCGCCUGCGUAUUGUUGAAUAUGCAUCUCACCGGUGGCGAGGAAGCGAUCCUCGUGACAAAUGAAUCCGGUCGCUCUUGGCCAUUUGUUGACUCAGCUGCAGGAGACGAAGGUAAGAGUGACCAGAGCGAGGACAAUGGAGAGGGUGUGAAUCCGUUAUCCAUCGACGGCCCGACAGUCACUCUCGCAGUGAGUCGUACUCGACUUCUGGGCGACGAAACAGUCGUUCAAUUCCUUGCCCGCCUCCUUCAAGAGCAACAUGUCAUCGAACAGCACUCACAUGCGCCUAUAGCCAAGAUCAUUGAUCGGCUGGAAUCAUCACCUGGUGGUGCUUCACCGACAAGCAGGGCAGAUGCCGACGUCGUCCGUAGCAUUUUGAAUCGUCAGGUCUUUGACUGGUUGCCGGAUAUAUCAUCAACCCAGUCGACUGCUGCUGAAGCUGGACAAGAGACAAGCGCCGGUGAUCCAGCCUCUGUUGAAAUGCUUGAAGUCCUCAGUCGCACGGAUCUCGGAUUCGUUUGGUAUCCUUCACUCAAGGAGGCUGACACAACUUUGAAGCUCAACACCACUUGGGAUGACGCGCAAAUGCACGCGACCGAAGUUUCCCAUGCAAUGAAGGGAUUUUUGUCUGCUGUGGCAUGGCUGUCGAAAUCGGAGAACUGGGAACGACCCGCGAGGGAAUGCAGGUUUGAGACCGAAGAUGAGAUUACCGAUGUGGGACCGGAGAAGUGUUACCGGAGAUAA
Messenger RNA from Penicillium salamii, 3618 nucleotides. The record is from the annotation of a GenBank genome assembly. Lineage: Eukaryota; Fungi; Ascomycota; Eurotiomycetes; Eurotiales; Aspergillaceae.